CGGGUUCGAAGUGCAGCGGUCCCCGCAGGGCUGCAGGAAGUACCAUGCCUAAAGCACCAAAAGGAAAAAUUGUGGGACGGGAGAAAAAGGUCAUCCAUCCAUAUAGUAGAAAAGCAGCUCAAAUUACGAGAGAGACCCACAAGCAAGAAAAAAAGGAAAAGUUGAAGAAUGAAAAAGCAUUGCGUCUCAACCUUAUUGGUGAAAAACUGCAAUGGUUUCAGAAUCAUCUUGAUCCCAAGAAAGGAGGAUAUUCAAAGAAAGAUGCUUGUGAAUUAAUUGAAAGAUACUUAAAUCGCUUCAGCAGUGAGCUGGAGCAGAUUGAAUUACAUAACAGCAUCAAAGACAGGCAGGGAAGGCGACACUGUUCCCGGGAAACAGUCAUCAAGCAGACAAUGGAGCGUGAGCGACAGCAAUAUGAAGGAUAUGGCCUUGAGAUACCAGACAUUAUAAAUUCAAGUAAUCUGAAAACCUUCAGGGAAUGGGAUUUUGACUUGAAGAAAUUGCCAAACAUUAAAAUGAGAAAAAUUUGUGCUAAUGAUGCAGUUCCCAAGAAAUGUAAGAAGAAAACUGUUAUUACAGCUGUAGACAAAGAUUUAGGGGAAUUGGAACUAAAAGAUGAAUCAAGUGACACAGAUGAGGAAAUGACUGCAGUUUGAGAACUUCAAGUUACACUUGAAUUGAUUAUGGUAAAUAAUUGUCUAAUACAAUGCUGCUAUUUAGCUUAUUCUCUUAUAUGUUGAAAAUCCCAUUUACAGAUUCAAAAACUGCUUUUUUUAAUUUAAAAAUGAAUGUUGCUUUUCAAACAUGUUUUAAUUUUUUCCUCAUUAUCACUUAAUCUCACUUAGGAACAUGGGUGAUAACCUGUUUUCUGAAAGGGUCUUAUAGGUAUUUGAGCAGUGAUACCAAAAUUGUUUGCAGUAAUAAUGUGUCACUAAUCUUCCUCAAACAUUAACGUAUAUUCCUUUCUUAUAAAGUAGGGAAAAUUUAUAUACUGAUGGAUUAUUUUUAUUUAUUACCUUUGAACUAGAGUAAAAUGUUUACAAAAAAUCUAUUUUUGUGUCAUCUCCCACACUUAAUCUCAUCUUUUAUUAAGAGAUACCUGAGAUCAGGUUGUUUUUUUCUCCCUUCUCAUUGUGAAAAGUGAUAGGAUUUAUUUGUGAAAACAAGAUUAGAGAACAAAUUAUUUCUAUUGUCCUAUAUUUUCUUCUAAAAGAUAGGUUACAUUGACAUGUAACUAAAUGAAGUACGAAAAACCAUGGAUGUCAUUGACUGUUGUACUUCACUGAGCCUGUUAAAUACAAGUAUUUUUAUGUCAUCUACAACACAACUGUAUUUGAAUAUUUAAGAAAUAAUGUGAGGUUAAUUAGGUAUCAACAAAGUCUUGCUAUCAGUUUAAAAAUGUUACAGCAUUUUUACUUCUGAAAAUAAAAUUUAUUUCCAUAAUAUUGUAAAGUUCUAAUUAUUUUUAAGUGGUAGAAUUGAUGCUUAUUUGCUUGCUUUAGUAAUCUGGAUAAAAGUAUGA
This is a messenger RNA of Talpa occidentalis (Iberian mole), 1522 nucleotides long. It is a transcript of the gene TMA16, whose product is annotated as translation machinery associated 16 homolog. Bases 45 to 656 code for a protein of 203 amino acids. The record is from RefSeq and is a predicted model, not a curated record. The transcript is spliced from 7 exons. NCBI's taxonomy places the organism in Eukaryota, Metazoa, Chordata, Mammalia, Eulipotyphla, Talpidae. Gene Ontology annotation, cellular component: nucleus.